AAGAAUUUAAAAACACAGGGACGUUGACAUUGUCGAGCCGUUACAGGGACACGAGAGUCGCCCUCAAUUUGGCUUUGCACAGAUCUGCGUGCGCGAGCAGUCAUGGUAAAAAUCAGCUUUAAGGCCAUAGCCGGACAAAAAACCGACAAGGACGAGGGUGAUGGCGAUAAGACGCAAAUAUAUAUCCAGCACCCACAUGAAGAGCUGAUUCUGCGUGGAGGACGAAGCCGUUCAUCUCUAAGUGGUCUCUGCUGCCUGACCACUGCCCUAAUAAUAUGCACAUGCAGUCUCAUCUAUGCCUCCAUCUACAUCUACCGCUACUACAUCACCCCACAGGCUCCAGACCAGAGUGAGUUCCACUGUCAUGUGACUUAUGAGAAUGCAGUAAGUGCACCUCAACGUGGGGCAGAGGCGCUCGAGGAGAACGUGGGCAUCUACCUGCAGGAGAACUACGAGCAGAUCAGUGUUCCAGUAGCCAGGUUCAGCAAUGCUGACCCUGCCACCAUCAUCCAUGACUUUAACAGGGGGCUCACGGCCUACCAUGACAUUGCUCUGGAUAAGUGUUAUAUCACUGAACUGAACACCACCAUUGUAAUGCCUCCACGAAACCUCUGGGAAUUGCUCAUCAAUGUCAAGCUAAGAACCAAACAUAAGGGAAUUUCUCUUCCACAGACAUAUAUCAUUCAGGAGGAGAUGAUUGUGACUGGUAAGAUUCCCAACACCCAACAGUUUGGCAUGUUUAUCCAUAGACUGUGUAAUGGCAAAGAUACUUACCAGCUCACACGUCGCAUCACCCGCAGACGCAUUUUCAAACGCGAGGCCCAGAACUGCCAUCCUAUUCGACACUUUGAGAAUACCUUCGUGGUGGAGACAAUGAUAUGUGAUGCACCAUAGGGCCUUCCUGUGUUCAUUCUUCCAUCAUUAAUGAACGCACAUGCUUGGGGGCUCUGUAGCAAAUCCGUCAUUAAUGACAGAUAGCACUUUUGAACUCGCCUCCCCUUAUCGCUCCUUAUUUCUCUCCAUGACCAAAUUAUUCAUAAUUGCAAUAAUUAGUGGUGUUUUUAAGUAGAAGUGCUUCCAGAAAUUAUACAGUAGCACUGUUUGUGUUUGUGCUCUGAUGAUAAAUCUUGCCAGGCAUGUUCUUAAAAGAAUUUAGUGCAUGUUUUGAGAUCAGAGACCAAGGUGAGCUUGUCAGUGUGGUGUCUCAUGGUGUCUCAGUGACGUGCAUGCUUUGAGGUUAGAGAAAAUAGUGAGCUUAUCAGUUUGUCAAGAUCAGAGAUUGCAUGAGAUCAUUGUCUCAGUGACUGUCUUUGUGUGUCCUUUUCACUUCAUCUGAGGUCUGUUAGGAUGGUUACAUAGAUCCUUCACUCUGUGUUUGUAUUUAUUUCUAAACAUUAACAUUUCUCAUGUUUCUCUAAUUAUACUUGUAGCAACAGUUGUUAUUAAUUUCUCCAUAAAGUCCAUGUUAUCUCUCAGACAGGUUGCUGUAGCGUGUAAAUUAGUGCUUUGCACUGGAGAAUGUAAUUCCAGACUCAUGCCACAUGGACCACCACACAAAUCACAUGGUCAUUAUUCACCCAGAGUGUAAAUAUCCAUAUUUAUCUGCUUCAGUGUUAUGGAUUAAAUUGUCCAGUUUACAGAAAUGUAGCCCAAUGAACACGUGAAAAUAAACACAAUGACCACUUUAUAACACAAACGUUCUGUAUUUGGUGGUGUUUUUUUUUUUUUAAUUUUUUAAAAUCUUUUCUAAGUAAUUUACAGUCACAGUUAGGACUGUGACAAAUGUACUUUUCUUGCAUCGUAUUGUAACCCAUGAAAUGACAAUGCCCAUCGUGAAUACUGGAAUAGAAGGCUGUUCCAUUUUGCUGUAACCUCAAACCUAAAAAAAUAUGAGACAUGAGUAUAUAGUUUCCUCAUUAAGUCCCUGAAUGUGCUUUUGAAUAAAAUAUAAUUUUGUGCUCUG
Electrophorus electricus (electric eel) is the source of this 1963-nucleotide messenger RNA. RefSeq names its product integral membrane protein 2Ca (gene itm2ca). Gene Ontology annotation, molecular function: amyloid-beta binding. Lineage: Eukaryota; Metazoa; Chordata; Actinopteri; Gymnotiformes; Gymnotidae. Gene Ontology annotation, biological process: negative regulation of amyloid precursor protein biosynthetic process. The record is from RefSeq and is a predicted model, not a curated record. Gene Ontology annotation, cellular component: plasma membrane; extracellular exosome; Golgi apparatus.